GGAGGAGGAGCCCUGCGCGGCGGCGGCUGUAGCCGCCGGGGAAGCCGGGCGCCGAAGCGCGGAGAGCGGGGGGAGCCCAGGGAACCCGGGAGCGGACCGGUCGUCCGAGCCGGGGCCGCGGGCAGAGCUGCCGAUUGGCCAACGGCUCCUUUCAACCCUGCCUCGUUGGUGGCCACUGGAGAAGCGCAGGGGUUCCCCAGACAGCCGUGGGGACAAUUUAGAGCCAGCACUUUACCCCGGGCCUCGCGUGUAGCUUCCCCUCCCCUGCUCUAGCUGCCUCCGUGUCUGGAGGGGCGGGGGUGUGGGGGUGUGCCCUCCUUACAUGUCCCUUCGCCCGGGCAGCCCUCUGGGUUCCUGUUCAAUCUUGCUCUUGCUUCCUGCACGGUGGUAGAGGGGAACCACUUUGCAUCAUGUCCCGGUAUAACUACCAGAGUCUCCUGGACUGGCUCUAUGGGGGCGUGGACCCCAGCUUUGCAGGCAAUGGGGGCCCCGACUGUGCAGCCUUCCUCUCUUGGCGGCAGCGGCUGCUGGAAAGUGUGGUGGUCCUGACUCUGGCCCUGCUGGAGAUCCUGGUGGCCCUGCGGCACAUCCUGAGGCAGACGAAGGAGGACAGUAAGGGUGGCCAUGGCAGCCAACCAGAGCAGGUGACCCCGCUGCCCAAGGAAGGCAAGGAGAGCCUGAGCAAGAAUCUGCUCUUAGUAGCCCUGUGCCUGACCUUCGGGGUGGAGGUGGGCUUUAAGUUCGCCACCAAGACGGUCAUCUACCUGCUCAACCCCUGUCACCUGGUCACCAUGAUGCAUUCCUGCCUAGGUGGCCUUUCAGAAGGAGGAAGUCCAGCCCCAGCCAGGUGCCCUGUGGGAAUCAACAAUGCCUGUGGAUCAGGGCCCAGUCCCCUUGCCCUCUGUCUGGUGACACUAGUUCCUGGAGAUAUUUCUCCUGGCCUGUCCACCAUGUCGGGGAGCUAUCGUUGUCUUCAAGCUACAAAUGCACAUGUUGAAUGGAGCUCUUCUAGCAUUGCUGUUUCCUGUGGUAAAUACCCGGCUGGUGCUUACACCCCUGAACCCCUCAGCAGUUUCUGGUGGGCCCUUCUCUCAACUGGCCUCAUGUUCUUUUAUCACUUCAGCAUCUUGCAGAUCCUGGGCCUGGUCACCGAAGUGAAUUUGAACAACAUGCUGUGUCCGGCCAUCUCAGACCCAUUCUACGGCCCCUGGUAUCGCAUCUGGGCCUCGGGACACCAGACUCUCAUGACCAUGACCCACGGGAAGCUGGUCAUCCUGUUCUCAUACAUGGCUGGGCCCUUGUGUAAAUAUCUGCUGGAUUGGCUCCAGCUUCCAGCCAAGAAAAUAGACUGAAGGUGUUUUUUUGUUUGUUUGUUUUUCUGUUUGUUUUGGGGGGUUUUGUUUUGUUUUGUUUAUUUUGUUUUGUUUUUCUCUCUGAGGAAGCAAGUCCUGACUUGACAUGGAGAACACCCAGUUCUUGAUGAAAUCAAGGGAGAGGGCUAUAGGAAAUCUGGUGUAUUUCUUCUUUUUCCUUCCUCUCUGUCCUUUUUGUCUACCACUCUUCCUCCCCUAGCUCUUUCCCCAGGACUUCUGCUUGAGCCUGGGAUGCAGUGCUGUGGGCUGGGUUUUUCUUCCAUCCCUUUGGCUCUUUCUCCACUGUCCCUAGUGGCCUUACGUGGGGAGAUGGUUUUCCAUGGCUCCUUCACUCUGCUUGUUGGUGCUUUAACAACAGCUGGUUGAGGAGAAAGGGAACAACAAGAGGUAGUUCUUUUGGCAUUGAAGUGAUGAGAUUGAGUUGUUUUUCAUUUCUCCACUGCCAGGGACCUUCAGGCUUACGCGGGGUCCCCUUUUGUCGCCAGCACAGCCCCCACCAUAAGGGACCUGAGGCCUCGUUUCUCUACCAGUGGCAAGCCCAGAGCUGGGAGGUCUCCUAGCCAGAAUCUUCCCACCGGUGUCCAGUGACUCAAACCUAGGGGCCCACCAUCCAUUCCCUUAAGGAUGCUGUCUGCAGUAGGAGCUGGGGUCACUGCCCAACCCGAGGGCAAGAUUCCAUUGGAGAGCUGUUGUUGCAAUGGCAAAUCCAAAGGGAGCAGGGUUAAAAUGUCCACAGCUAACGCUGGUCCUGACCCUGGGUAAAUUCUGCCUAUGACACCUGAGAACUGACCCAUAUCCCAUCAGAAGCAAGCAUAGAAAUUAAUCAACAGAAGUGGUAACUUGAGAAAACUGUAAUUUGAAUCAUCCAUCUCACUUUAGUUUAAUGUUGACAAUAGAGAACAUUUUAAUUUGGAAGGCCUCUAAAUGUCCUUUUUGUUGUUGUUGUUUUUCCUUUCUUUCUUUCUUUCUUUUACAGCAGUUUUUGUGUUUUUGUUUUUGUUUUUGAUGCUUGAGUUUAGAGAAUCCUGAUGGUGGGGGCCCAUUCUGGAGGAACCCCUGUAGAUCCAUUUUCUGGUUUUACUGAGUAUGUCAGCAUCCUGGGGUUGGGACGAUACAGCUCCUGCCAGUGUUGUUUCUUUAGAGCCAGAUUUCUUUACUGCGGGCAGACUCAGCACUGAAUUGUUUAACUUGGGGAGCAUCACAUGCUCCCUGUCCUGCUACUCCCAAAGCCCAUGUCUGAGCCGAAAGUGAGGUGCUAAGGGAUCUGGUCCCCACUGACAGGGGUUCAUGUGCUCCAGAAGAGGGACCGUGGGGACUUAAUUUUGAUUCAAGGUGUGAGCUCAGUCAUGCAUGGACCUCAAAAAGGGAAGCGCUGGUUGGGUAUUUGCUGGAUCUUGGUUGGCUCCUACUAAGAACAGAUUUGCUUAAGAACAGGAAAGAUUAUCCAGUGACUUCCUUUGAUGAGCCUUCCCAGCCCUCCCCUCUCCCACUCUGGGCAACCCAGUUACCAGUUCCAGUAUUUCAACUGAUAACCUCUGAGACCUAGAUUGAGCUUCAGGGACUCAGUGGUCCUGAGUUUAGCAAGUGGACCCUACAGGAAGCGGCAGAAUUCGGGAAGGCCUCUGUGAGUCAGCCGAGAUCCAGGGAAGCAAUCUCAGGACCCUUAGAGUUCCUGGGGGUGGGGAGCAGGAAAGGAGAACACCAAAGGCUCUUCCUUCUUUUGAGCCCCCUGUGGCUUGUUGUUUUCUGCAGUCUUUGAGGGCUUGGCCAAGCUUUUCCUAGUCCUCUCACCCUCCCAAACAGGGCACUUCUUGUGUGACUAGAUUCCCCCUGCCCGCCAGCCCGCCAUCAAACUGUUAUAUGUAGAAAUGGCUGGUGGGGAAAUAUGCAGGGACUCAGUGCCCCUUGGUCUCUUCACAAAAGGAAAGGUUGGAAGGAGGUCAGGGGAGGGGCCCCCAGGGGCUUGUGGGAAAUAAUGGAGGAGAAGCCAGGAGCCACUCCUCAGGGAGAAUGGGCCAGCCUGGGGUGGGCAGAUCUUCAGCCUUGAAAUGCCACAGUGGUGUGACUCUGCAGGCGGUCUCUUCUUCCCAGUCCCUGUGGCAUGGCACAAGUUGCCAGUCGGCUCAAGUUUUCCCCGUGUUGGCAUGCCUCUAAAAGCUGUCCUUUGCCCUGUCCCCAGCCCCAUUCUGGCUGACACUUUCUCCUGCUUGGAUGGAAAGAAGAAAGUGGGAGCCACGUGCCUGGCAUGGCCAGUCCAGAGACGAAUACACCCGUCAGAGGAAGGUGGCAGUGAAGGGGGAGCUGCAGGGCAAUCCCUCAACUCCCCCGGGUAGCCUUGGUCAAGGAUCUGGGCCAACAGAACAGCCCAUUCAGCUGCCCAACUCAUGGCGUCAGUUCAGAACAGCAGAGAGACCGUCACUCCUUCUUAGAGUGCCCCUCCUCCCCCCUCCAACUGUUUGGUCUUGUACACCAAAGAUCGGCCGGUCUUCCUCCCGGAGGCAGAGUGAUGUGCUCCUCUGUCAGCCCGCGAGGGCAGUGCCGUGGUUCUGAAGCGACAGACUCAGUCUCCCCAAGCCAAUAUUCUCUCUUUCUCCUUAGACUUCUUAGCAUUCACAGAAGCUGCUUGCAGGCUCGUUGGGGUGACGGGGGUGAUUGGCGCACUUUACCGCACAGUACCUCAGUCUAGCUGUCAAAUAAUCCCCUUUGCUGUUGCCUGCGUCUGGGUUUUGAUAUUUGGGAUCAUUCAUAUUUCAGUGUUUUGUGAAGGGGGCACAGUUCCCCACAGAUACCAAGUUGGCAGCGGGUCCCUGUGCCCUGGCAUUUGCACUGGGUGGCACCCGGGGAGGGAGCCAGGUGGCCCGGGGGGCUGCAAAAGGACCCUUCCUCCUCCUCCUCCUGCCAAAAAGACUUCCCUGGAUUUGUAGAUGUUGAUACAGAGACCUCUGUCCUCUUUGAGGGUGGGGGUGGGGGCUUCUUAUUGGUUUCCACUGGAGGAAACAAGAAGGGCCAUUUGUGACACUGUAGGCCAAGACACUGGUACUGGUUUUGGUAAAUCAGGAGCAGGCAUGGAGGAGGGUUUCCUUUGCAAGGCCCUGAACUGGGGAGGGGCCUCUGCCACUGCACACCCUGCUCUACCUGAGGCGGGUAGAGGAGGUGAGAGGCAGCACACAUUCUUGUGUACAUAGAGCAAGCCUAUUUGUGCUCAGGAAAACCUAGUCGCUUAUUGUUGCUCUCGUCUGUUGACAUCCUUGUACACCGGUUUGCUACUCGUGGUGUGAAACAAACAAACAAAAACAAAAAACCAGGAGAAACCAAACCAUACCAGGUCAUUUCCAGCAAAACUGUUGUUUUGGAAACUCUUGCUUUCUUUUGGUGUCCAUUUUGUGUUAUAUUUUGAAGAAUUCUUCAUUUAUAUUGGUGUACUGUGGUGAAGAGAAUAAGAUAGGCUGAUCUGUAAUUUUCUCCCCCAGGAAACUGGCAAAUGCCGCUGACCCUCUUGAUCCCCUCCCUGCCCCUGCAUCCUUCCUUUUUCCCAAGCUGGGAUUGCUGUGCACUGGGCAGGCCCUCUCUGUUACCACCCCCCACCCCUCCCCAUGCAGUGGCUCUGGAUAGAAACAGUUUUUCUAAACCCCAUGAAUAGCAGCACGGGUAUUUUUUUGUCAGGCUGGUUCCUGGGGGUUCUGUGCCCCCACCAGCGUGUUCAGCUCUUGGGGCAUUUGUAAUGAGUUCUCUCUGCUUGGUAAAACCUUUUGAUUGUGCUGAAAUGGUUUCUGACGUCACCUUUGGAAAUAAAUGGUCAUUAAUUUGUGUA
Molecule: messenger RNA, 5184 nt
Organism: Choloepus didactylus (southern two-toed sloth)
Lineage: Eukaryota; Metazoa; Chordata; Mammalia; Pilosa; Megalonychidae
Gene: TMEM164
Product: transmembrane protein 164
Exons: 7
Coding region: 411-1352 (313 amino acids)
Source: RefSeq, a predicted model, not a curated record